AUUGUGACAGCUGGAGAUUGUCAAGGUGUUGACAUAAAUGGAAUGCCUAGGAAUACGUUUGGAAAAACAAAAGCCAAUUUACAUACAAUAUAUGUAUAUGCAAGCACAAAGGGAGCUUAGGAAUACAAAAUAUUGUUAUGGUUAUGAAUGAAUUAUUGCUGUCAAGUGUGAUGUGUUGCGUUAUUUAUGGACAUUCCCAGCGUUGCAGCCGCAUCGCACAAAUUGAACUACAACAGGCGGCGGCAAGAAGGGACAAAAAACAAAAACAAAAAAGGGCAGGGCCAGGCAGAAAAUUUAAGUGCCCCGGCGACCAGUGGAGUGCCCCACGGCCCAGCCAAACGAACCAAUUUCGUAGCGGGCAGCCAUGUGCCCCAAAAAAGUGGCAGCAACAGCAGCAGCAGCGGCAGCGGCAGCAAGUCGUGCAUGAAGCUCAGGACAAGGGACGCGACAGCACAAAAAUCAGGCAACGGAGCAUGACAAGCAAACGCAACGUAGCGCAUCCUGUGCCGCCAUUGCCAUCGCCAACGCCAUCGCUGCUGCCACCACCAAAUGUUGCUGCCACAAGCCAACAGAUCACCGCCUGCUGCUGGGCAACUUCAAAAUGCUGCUGCUGCUGCUGCUUGGGACUACUAUUGGGUCGCUCACUCUCGCUGCUGUUGCUCUAUGGCUGGCUGAGUCUCACGCUCGUGUGAUAAUAAAAUGAAAACUUUGAGCCAAAGCCAGGGAGCAGCCGGCCAGGGCUGGCACAGGCGGACCGACCAGGGCUAACAGGCGACCAACGGCGCACCGCAUGUCUGGCAUAUUUAAUUUAUUUAUUUUAUGCAAAUUUCGGAUAAUGUAUCUGCGGCCGCAGGACACAAAACAACAACAACUGCAACAACAACAACAACAACGGCCAAAACAUCAAGGGGUUUCUCCAAGUUGGCGCAUCAUCAUCUACGACCAGCAGCAGCAGCAGCAGCAGCGUCAGCGGCAUCAAAAAAUUCUAAUGAAAGCAAUUGUUGCCAAACCGCGCACAAAAUUAUGCUGCAUAGCCACGCCCACACUCCCACAGCCAACUCCCACACUAAACGGAAUACCUAGCCAAGCUGGUAACGGCUGGCUGCGGUUGCCAGCGCGAUAUUUAGCAUUACACGGUUCAUUGUCUAAAGUGGCGCCCGGGGAGGCCACCCCCCGCGCAUCCACAACAUACCUCAACAUCAACCCCCCUCACCAUCAACCUGUCCGCCAUAUCUAUUGUAUUUAUUCAAAAGUUUGAAGCCGCCUGCUUGCACUAACUACUAAUGUGCGGUUGUCUCUCUGUGUGUGUAUGUGCAUGCUUUUGGUGGGCGUGGCAUUGUGCACAAGUUCUAUCUAGCGCCAUUUGGUUUUUAUUGUUAAACUGCUAAAAAGUUUUACCAUAAUUUUAGCCAGCUUUUAGCUUUGUUAUUUUUCUACUCUCCGCCGAGCUGCAAUAACGAAAGAUAUUUGAAAAUAAAGCACCAAAAGUCGAAGCUUUAA
Molecule: messenger RNA, 1500 nt
Organism: Drosophila virilis
Lineage: Eukaryota; Metazoa; Arthropoda; Insecta; Diptera; Drosophilidae
Source: RefSeq, a predicted model, not a curated record